Hemibagrus wyckioides is the source of this 4558-nucleotide messenger RNA. RefSeq names its product SPNS lysolipid transporter 2, sphingosine-1-phosphate (gene spns2). The transcript is spliced from 13 exons. NCBI's taxonomy places the organism in Eukaryota, Metazoa, Chordata, Actinopteri, Siluriformes, Bagridae. The record is from RefSeq and is a predicted model, not a curated record. Gene Ontology annotation, molecular function: transmembrane transporter activity; sphingolipid intramembrane carrier activity. Gene Ontology annotation, biological process: sphingosine-1-phosphate receptor signaling pathway; lipid transport; transmembrane transport. Bases 263 to 1759 code for a protein of 498 amino acids. Gene Ontology annotation, cellular component: membrane.
AGUAAAACCGCCUAGAGGAGCGUGAGCUUGCCACUGCGUUUGACGGUGAAACAUGAACCGAGCCCGGCGAGCCGAAAUCACACGCCUGACUUGUCCACUCCGACAUUAGCACUUUUUAUUCCCAUCUCGAUUGCUUUGUUUAAUUUUUUUUUUCAUUAAGUUCCUGGAAAGGUCUGCCUUUCUUCCGUCUUGUACGCUACACCUCCCCGUACCUGAGGGACUGUCAGUCAGAUCUUCUGCGCUGGAUCAUUCGUGCGACAAGAUGUGCGUGGAAAGCGACGGAUGCGAGCUGGAGGGCUGCAGCGGCGCGGCGGCGGAGGUGCGCACGCUCUCAGGAAACGUGAGCGCCGCGAUCAAGGCGAAUCCCGAGCUGCGCGCGUGCAAACCGGGCCAGAAAUUCCGCGCCGCGCUGAUGCGGUGCCGCUCUCCCGCAACCGCCGCCGGGAUCCUCAGCUUCGGCAACGUGCUCAAUUACAUGGACAGAUACACGGUGGCCGGCGUGCUGCGAGACAUUCAGGAACACUUUAAAGUAAAGGAUAGCGGAGCUGGCUUGCUACAAACAGUUUUCAUCUGCAGUUUCAUGGUGGCGGCACCCAUCUUCGGUUACCUUGGCGACCGAUUUAACAGGAAGGUCAUCCUGAGCUGCGGCAUCUUCUUCUGGUCGGCUGUCACACUACUGAGCUCCUUUAUCACCAAAGAUUACUAUUGGGUGUUUGUCCUGUCCAGAGGCCUGGUAGGCAUCGGAGAGUCCAGCUACUCCUCCAUCUCCCCCACCAUCAUCGGAGAUCUGUUCACCAACAACAAGAGGACCAUGAUGCUCUCUGUCUUCUACCUGGCCAUCCCAUUAGGAAGUGGUCUUGGCUACAUCCUGGGAUCCAGUGCUAAAGAUCUGGCGCAGGACUGGCAUUGGGCUCUGAGGGUGUCUCCAGUGUUAGGAAUGACUGCUGGAGUUCUCAUCCUGCUGUUCGUUCCUGAACCCAAAAGGGGCAUCGUGGAACCGUCACCCAGCACCGUGAGGACACGCACCUCAUGGGUCUGCGACAUGAAGGCUCUCCUUAAAAACCGAAGUUACAUGUUUUCAUCUCUUGGAUCGGCCGCCGUGUCGUUUGCAACGGGGGCCUUUGGGAUUUGGAUCCCUCAGUAUCUGGUCAGAGCUCAGGUAGUGCAGGAUACUGCAGUGAGCAAAGACAGUCUGAUCUUCGGGGUCAUCACUUGUGUGACGGGUUUACUCGGUGUGGUGAUCGGUGCUGCAACAACACGUUUCUGCCGACAAAAGACACAGCGCGCCGACCCUCUGGUGUGUGCCGUCAGCAUGCUCGGCUCAGCCAUCUUCAUCUGCCUCAUCUUCGUCGUGGCUAAGAAGAGCAUCAUAGGAGCAUACGUCUGCAUCUUUAUAGGAGAGACUCUACUCUUCCUGAACUGGGCAAUAACUGCAGACAUUUUAAUGUAUGUUGUCAUACCAACCAGAAGAGCCACUGCAGUUGCCUUUCAGGGCUUCACUUCCCAUUUACUAGGGGAUGCAGGGAGUCCGUAUCUCAUUGGCCUGAUAUCAGACGCUCUGCAGGCGAGCUACACAUCGUCAGAGCUCUGGCAGUUCCUGAGCUUAGGCUACGCCCUCAUGCUCUGCCCCUUCGUUAUCGUACUUGGGGGGAUGUUCUUCCUCGCCACUGCCCUCUUCUUCCUUGACGAUCGGGAAAAAGCAGAGAAACUGACGCAGCAGCUCUCCCGAUCGCCGUCUGCAGUGAAGGUCACCAAGUGAGAGAAGGUCUGGAGUGGGAGGAUUGAGAGCGAGCCGAGGAGUGGGCGAGAUGAACGGAAGGGAGGUGGAGAGAAAGAAGGGGGGAAAAAAGAGAAAAGAACAAGUAGCGAACCCACUCGACACAUAUGCUGCACAUCACCAUCAUCACCAUCGUCAGUCAUCGUCUUCACCUUUGCCAGUGCUCUUCAUAUCUGUUGAACGGUGAAUCUUUUGCUGCAGAAGCACCAUCACGUCCCACCAACCAACUGAAGCAAUCCGCCGUCCUGCAGCUGGUGGACAGCUCUCAUAUCAACACGUGAAGGCCAGUAGGGAUUACGGGAGGGUUGAAGGAGGGGCUUAAUAAUCCCCUUAGUGCCAUACUACUGAACACAGACAAGCACUCUGUCCUGUCACGCUGCCUGUCAAUCUGCACCAAGUGCCAUAGCAUCACAUUCCCAGAACUGACCACGCCCCCACAGCCAAAGCAGAGCUCACCGAUUGGUCAUGUAAAUACGGAAAUGAAGGAAUCGGUGAUCUCACAGUCAUCUACUGGAAAUGGCUGUAUGGCUUAGCUUGCCUUAAUAACGUUGGCAUGGACAGAUGUCUGGUCCCUGGUCAUCUUCUUUAUGUCUGUUUUUUUCUUUUUCUUACAUCUUUUUUUGUCUUAGCACUUACUUACUUUAAUGCCAUGCCAGUCAAAUGAUGCAAUCAGACUACAUAAUCACAUAUAAUAUAUUUGCGCUAUCAUUUUUUCUUAUGUUCAUAAAUAGGAAAUCCGAGAAAGGAAAAAAAAAAAAAGAAAGAAAUGCCGUAAAAUGUAGAGCAACACUGGAGUGAAAAUAUGAACCGUCUAUUGUUACUUUCGCAAAUCAGUUGUUUUUUUUUUUGACAGAUUUUCUACCAUCCACACCUCAAAUAACACGCCAAGGAUUUUCAAAAUAAAAAAAAGGGAACAAUAAUAAUAAUACUAAGGGAAAAGUCUUUAGUGGCUUGUGCUAAUGUUUUUUCUUUGAGGGAUUCUUUCAAGGUGUCAGCUCACUCCAUGGAAAAAGAAGCAGCGGAUAAAAUUUAACAAGCUCCGACGUGUGACAAUAGUCGUCUUUGUGAGCCGGGUUCCGAUAUUCGUUCAGUAGAUAUCCAUUUCUGUGAGACAUGUGAGAAAGAGAGAGCUUGACUAGCGAUCCGUCUAAUUCCGUCACAAGUCAAACACCUACUGAGAUCCAUCCAAGGGAAAAAAAAAAAGGUUUCUUUCCAAAGCUAGGUCGAAUUUGUUGUUUGUUUUUUUUUAAAGGGAAUAUAUUACAUUCGCAUUAUUUACACUUAGAAUAAAAAAAGAGAGAAGGUUUUAACCACUUCUUGUCGUUACGAAAGAACUUCAGUAACAAAAUGAUUAGGAACAGGUCAGAGUUUUGAACUUAGUUGUUUUUUUAACAGGGUGACUCUUGUAGUCGAAAUAUACGUUUCAUAGUUUUUUUAAAAAAAGAAAUAAUUUUAAAGAAUGCUACCAAGUAGACAUGGAUAAUUAAGUAUUUGUAUAAAUUAGGAGAAGCACUUUGCUUUUAAAAAGACGUCCUGGAUAAGGGAAAAAUAACUAAACCCCCCUUCCCCAAAUUUUUAAUUGUGAAAACAUAUAUUGUUUCUCAAAUGAUUUUGUAAAUACAGUUUGUUGUAAAAUAUGCAAUUUCCUAAAAAAAAAAAAAAAAAAAAUCCUCUUAAAAAGGAAAAGCUUUUAAUAAGAGCAAUGAUUUCUAUAUUUUCACACUGGGUUGAGUUUGCCGUUUUAAUGAUUAGCUUAUAAUUUUAGCGAAUAUCAGUGACAAGAAACCUUUCGCCAAAAUGGAAAUGAUGAGGCUAUGAAGCCGUUGUAUGGGGUGUAGACGUCCCCUUCCAAAAAAAAAAAAAAAAAAUGAGCAAAGGGUCUGCCUUUUUUCACAUUGAAAAAAAAUAAGCACCUUGCAUAUAGAUUGAAGUGUCAUUUGUUCUGGAAGACAUUGACGACUGAGGAAAAAAACAAAAAACGCUGUAUUGAGAAGGUCACUGGGACUGCAGGACACCGUGUUUAUUUCUCUGAGCUUUCAUCAUGCCAGGUGAAAAGCUAUCUGAAUGUGAUUCUGUCCAAUCCGAUGUGUUUACACAUGCAAAUUCAUUCUAACUAAGCUUUUUUUUGUAUUCUCCUUUUAAGGAUGUCUGUUUGUUUGUUUGUUUUUUCCCGGUCUUUUUACAAAUAUUAGUUUUAUAUAUGAUAAUGCUAUAAAAAAAACAACAAUAACAAAAAAAAAACAAUUAUGCAGUGAUUUUAAUAUAUUGUAAACUAGCUUUGAUGCAAGGUAUUUAUUUUUCUUUUAUGUAUUAGCAUUUUUAAGAAAUCUUUACAAGUGGAAAAGAAAAGCUUCGGGCUAUUACUUUUUAUUUGUCCUUAUUUGUGAAACAAAAAAGCCUGGAUAGUUUAUCAUCAUCUCAAGGAACUGUGCUCAUUCAUACUCAUACACACACACCCACACACACACACACAAAGAAACGCACACACAAACCAGCUUAUGCACACAUACCAAACAACAGCACAGCAUAAUUUUAUAAUACACCCAAGUCCUCCUAGACCAAUCAAAUGUCACUUUUUAUUUACGCAUUUUGCACAUUUGGGUGUGUUCAGGGUUUUUUUUUGUUUUUUUGUUUUCCAAUUCAGUAGUUAUACACUGGCAUUAUGUGCUAUAGGGACUGUACCUAUUUAGUCACAUUACAUAUACAAACUGCAUAUAUAUAGAUAUAUAUUUAAUUUUUUUUUUUUAUUACAGGCUUUAGAUUCACACUACCAAAAUAAAA